AUGGCCGACUACCUUGAAACUGGCCAUAUGCGGCCUGUGUCCACGCCUAGCUGUAACGAAAGGUACUACAUACCUCAUCACGGGGUUCUCAAGGAGAGCAGCAGCACCACCAAACUUAGGGCGGUCUUCGAUGCGUCUCAUCCCAGCUCCACCGGUGUUUCGCUGAAUCAAAUUUUGAUGCCUGGUCCCAAGCUGCAACAGCACAUUUCGGACGUCAUAUUGCGCUUUCGCACAUACGCAGUCGUGUUCACUUGCGACAUAAAGCAGAUGUACCGGAAUGUGCGCAUGCACGACGACGAUUGUCGGUACCAGACCAUCUUUUGGCGCGAGUCACCGGACCAGCCCCUCCGGGAGUUUGAGCUGACAACCGUCACCUAUGGCGUAUCCAGCUCGGCUUAUCAAGCGAUCCGCGUCUUGCACGAGUUAGCCAACAUCAACGAGGUCAAGUGUCCAGAGGUUGCCCGUAUCCUUCGGGAAGACACCUUCGUUGAUGAUGUGGUCAGUGGUUGCGGAUCCAUUGAGGAAGCGAAGCUGUUGCAACAGCAGGUGGUCGAUGUGUUGUCACAAGGGGGUUUCACUGUUCGGAAGUGGGCCAGCAACCGUGAUGAGGUCCUCAAUGGCUAUCCUAGCGAUCAUUUGGAGUGUCCCUUUCGAUUCGAGGAAUCAGGGGACAACAUCUUCAAGAUCUUGGGGAUCGAAUGGAAUUCGGACUCGGACAGCUUCGUCUACCAUGUUUCACCCUUCGGGAGAUGCAGAAGUAAGCGGGAGAUUAUGUCGAAUGUUGCUCGUAUCUACGAUCCCUGUGGUUACUUAACUCCUGUGACCUUCAAGGCCAAGGCCUUCUUACAAGGUCUUUGGUCACACAAUUUAGGUUGGGAUGAACCUCUGCCCGAAGAACUCACUACUGAGUGGGCUUCCUUCGCAGAGGGCUUCGUCAAUUUACGGCUGCCCCGGAUUACAAGAUUUGUAUCGUCUGAUCAACCUCAAACCCGUGAGUUGAUGGGUUUCAGCGAUGCCUCGGAAUCUGGGUACUCAGCCGUACUCUAUUUACGCGUGCUAGACGCGUCAGGUGAGGCGACGGUGCAUCUUCUCAUGGGCAAGUCCCGUGUGGCACCCAUCAAGCAGAAGAUGACCAUACCGCGCCUCGAGUUAUCAGGAGCCUUCCUAUUGGCUCGCAUGAUGCAUCAUGUUUUAACGGUGUUGCAGAGUAAGAUGAUCGUCGACCACUCAAUUGCGUGGUGUGACUCCAGCAUCGCUUUGGCCUGGAUUCACACUCCACCGCAUAAGUUAGGGGUUUUUGAAGGAAAUCGGGUCUCCCAGAUUCAGGGUCUCGUUCCUUCAACUGAGUGGCGACACGUUCCAUCAGCGCUCAACCCUGCUGAUUGCGCCAGUAGAGGUCUUCGACCCGACGAAAUUGUCGGGCAUGAUUUAUGGUGGUCCCCGUCUUGGUUACGGGACGACCCUUCCACUUGGCCGGAGAACAUUGCGGUGAACUCGUCCAGUGCCCAAGUGCAUACUGGAACCAUUGCGAGCGAGGAAGAGGUAGUAGCUGUAGACCCUUCUUUCAUUGUCGGUCGCUACAGCUCUCUAUCAAGAACCAAGCGAACAAUGGCUUGGGUUUUGCGAUUCAUCCGCAAUGUUCGAAGUCGCAAUCAUCCGACCAAACAUGACCCGUUGGUCGUACCGGAACCAUUGACGGUUUCGGAGCUUGAUGGUGCCUUGCUGAGAAUGAUUAGGUUGGCGCAGAUGUCUUCCUUCUCUGAGGAGAUCACAGCCCUGCGCGAGAAGAAACCCCUCAAGCGACUGACUCAGCUCAGUCCAUUUUUGGAUUCAGAGGGUCUUCUUCGUGUAGGUGGACGUCUUCGGCACUCCGGCUUGCCAUUCUCUGCAAAGCAUCCCAUCCUUUUGCCUUCGAAGCAUUGUCUGACCGAUCUGAUCGUCGACUACCACCACGUCACUCACAUGCACGCCGGACCUGCAUGCUUGAUUUCGGUGCUGAGCCAAAGGUUCUGGAUCCCUUCAGCGCGUCGUGUGGUUCGACACCGAAUACAUAUGUGUCACCGGUGUCACCGCCUGAAGGCUAGACCUUUGCAGCCGCUCAUGGGUGACUUACCUCCCAACCGUGUAGGCCAAAUUCGUCCCUUCAUGAAGGUCGGCAUUGAUUUCGCGGGGCCUUUCCUAGUAAAGGCCUCCACUUUGCGAAAUACGAAGUCCCACAAGGCAUAUCUGUGUGUCUUCGUUUGCUUCGCCACUAAGGCGAUGCAUUUAGAGGUCACCACAGAUCUCACUACCGAGGCGUUCUUGGCAGCAUUCCAUCGGUUUGUGUCGCGAAGGGGAAUGGCGUCGGAUGUCCAUUCCGAUUGUGGGAAGAACUUUCAGGGGGCUAGGCGUCAUCUAUCGGAGGUAGAAACCUUCUUGCGGAGCAAGCAGAGUGACAUAGACGCUGCUCUGGUUGGUCAGGGUGUCAGAUGGCACAUGAAUCCACCGUAUAGUCCGCACAUGGGGGGGUUAUGGGAGUCCGCAGUGAAGUCCGCGAAGCAGCUGCUGAAACGAGCCAUCGGGGAUAGGAUUCUCACUUUGGAGGAGCUGAUGACCGUGUUCUGUCGGGUAGAGGCGGUGCUUGACUCGAGGCCGUUGUGUGCUCUGUCGAAUGACCCAAAUGAUUUGGAGGCGCUCACCCCCGGGCACUUUUUGAUCGGUCAACCGUUGGUGGCGCCACCCGAGCCCUGCUUCGAGGAUAUCCCAAUGCCACGCUUGAAGCGAUGGCAGCUUGUGCAGCAGAUUGCUCAGCACGUGUGGCGCAGGUGGCAGCUGGAGUACUUGCACACUCUGCAGCAGCGUGGCAAGUGGACCAAAGAUCUCCCCAACCUUCAGCUGGGAGACUUGGUUUUGAUUAAGGAGGACCACUUGCCACCUCUACAAUGGCGCAAGGGGCGAGUGCUCGAGCUGCACCCUGGACCCGACGGGGUCGUGCGGGUUGUCAAACUCAAGACGGGCUCUGGCACAUGCCUGCGUUCGAUGGCUAAGCUGUGUCGACUUCCCACUUUGCAGGAUUAG
Molecule: messenger RNA, 3057 nt
Organism: Plutella xylostella (diamondback moth)
Lineage: Eukaryota; Metazoa; Arthropoda; Insecta; Lepidoptera; Plutellidae
Biological process (GO): DNA integration
Molecular function (GO): nucleic acid binding
Source: RefSeq, a predicted model, not a curated record